This is a messenger RNA of Bactrocera latifrons, 4578 nucleotides long. RefSeq lists its product as uncharacterized. Gene Ontology annotation, biological process: proteolysis. The coding region runs from base 17 to 3457 and encodes 1146 amino acids. The transcript has 11 exons. Lineage: Eukaryota; Metazoa; Arthropoda; Insecta; Diptera; Tephritidae. The record is from RefSeq and is a predicted model, not a curated record. Gene Ontology annotation, molecular function: metalloendopeptidase activity.
CAGCAUUGGUCAUGAGAUGGUGAUAAAACCACUACCGCACGAACUGAGCCCAAAUCCAGAUGCCGCUCAUCACAUUGUCUACAAACGUGAGGCCCAGCCGUUAGAACAUUUGAGCGAUUUCGCUUUUAUGGAACCCGAUGAUUUGGCUACCAACGAGAAACUUGAACGAUUACAACAACAUCGUCAACGUCGCGCAGCGCCAGCCGAAGAUGACGACGAAGCAGCGCUAGAGGAAGUGGAUGGUGAAUUAGAGUCRGCGGAAGCCAGAUUUACACGUAACAAACGUCAAUUGCCCUAUAUCAUCUAUCCUGAGGUGUUGGUCAUCAUCGAUUAUGAUGGUUAUCGGUUGCAUGGUGGCGACAAUUUGCAAGUUAAGCGUUACUUUGUCUCGUUCUGGAACGGCGUUGAUUUGCGCUAUCGUUUGCUGAAAGGUCCAAGGAUACGCAUUAGCAUUGCUGGCAUCAUUAUUUCGAGGGGAAGAGAUGCAACACCAUACCUGGAAAGGAAUCGUGUCGGACGAGAUGCCAUCGAUUCAGCGGCUGCCUUAACCGAUAUGGGUAAAUAUUUAUUCCGUGAGCGCCGUUUGCCCGUCUACGAUAUUGCUGUGGCGAUAACCAAGUAUGAUAUGUGCCGAAGACGUAAAGGCGGUCGUUGCACCAAAGGCACUGCGGGUUUUGCAUAUGUUGGCGGUGCCUGCGUUGUGAACAAGCGUUUGGAAAAAGUCAACAGUGUUGCCAUCAUUGAGGAUACCGGCGGUUUCAGCGGUAUCAUUGUGGCUGCCCAUGAAGUUGGACACUUGCUCGGCGCCGUGCACGACGGCUCACCACCACCCAGCUACCUUGGYGGUCCGGGGGCGCAGCGCUGCCGCUGGGAGGACGGCUACAUAAUGUCCGAUUUGCGACACACCGAGCGCGGUUUCCGGUGGUCACCAUGCACCAUACAGAGUUUCCAUCACUUUUUGAACGGCGACACCGCCACCUGYUUGCACAAUGCACCGCAUGAGGACAGCGCGCUGGGACGCGCAUUGCCCGGCACAUUGCUCUCGUUGGACGCGCAGUGUCGUCGCGAUCGCGGCACGUACGCUUGCUUCAAGGAUGAGCGCGUGUGCGCGCAACUAUUCUGUUUUGAUGCGCAGACGGGCUACUGUGUGGCAUAUCGGCCGGCUGCGGAGGGUUCCACAUGUGGCAGCGGRCUGACAUGCCUGGACGGUCGGUGUACGCCAGUUACUUCAAAUGUCAUACCAGCUUACCGUUCUUAUAACGACAACAACAGUGGCACCGAAAAUACUGAUAGUAGUAGCGAAGAAGAAGAUGAGGGGGAGAAUAUAAGUAGCGAAGAAGAGCAGGAUCUACCGAAAGUCUUAGCUAAGAGUACACCAACAACUCAGCAACGUUUCGGUAAUACGGUGGAGAAGACCUCACGUGAAGUCGACGACACUUCCGAUCCCAAACGUAUUACAACUAAAACGAUAACCACCAGCAAUACACAUACACCGACGCAAACGGACUCACGCACCACAAUCACCUUGGAGACACACUCACGACACCAACACAACAACAAUCAGCAACGGCAAGUGCAACAGGGUACUUUAGAAUUUUUAGCCAGGUUUUUAGCACAGAAUCCACAAUGGCAACAGCUAUUGGGACAAGCGGCGCAGGUGAACGCGCUGACCGGCGCCGCCACAAAUGCCGCCGAUGUGGCAACCAUAGAUACAGCCSCAAAGGCGGAAGUGGCAGACAAAGUGGCAUUCACUCAUAUGCCGCAGGGCGCAGUCGUUGUACAAACGAGCGUGAGCAGCAGUACGAGYAGUAGUAGUGGUGUUAGUAGCGCAAAUAGUAGUAGUUCAGGUAGUAAUAGUAGUAGUAAUGGUAGCAGUGACAAUAGCGUGAAACAGCAGGAAAAAUAUGAGCACAAUAUUGCAAGGGUUAAUGUUGAGCUUUUGAAUUUAGAGAAGAAUCAAGCGAMGCUUGACAAGCAAACAGUUGUUGGGGAUACUGGCGCGUUGCAAGUUGCUGAGAAUAUUGACCUUAACAAAAGCGAAAAACAGCSUAUAGUGAGCGUAGUGWACGAAAAUAAUGCCAAAGCAAAAACKAUGCUAACACAAAGCAAAUCAGAACCCGAAAUCCAACCACACCAACACACAACCARAUUGGCAAAAUUAACACAAAUUCAACAGCGCAAACCAACCACCACAACCACAACAACAACACCACCAACCGCACAACCUAACCUCUUCCAAAUUUACACGCAUGAAUUACGCAAACAGUUACAAUAUUAUUUAGGUUUCCUGCGAGCGCACACUGGCGACAACGUCAGCGCUGGCGAUAGUAGUAGUAGUAUUUUGAGUAAUAGGAAACGUACAGCAACAGUAAAGCAAACCGUAACAACCAACACAACUAAUUCAAAUUAUAGCAAUACGGUGAGUGCGGCCGCCAAAUUACAGCAACAGUCGGCGUUGCUGGACAACAGCAAUCGCAACAAUGCGGACGAUAUCGAUGACAACGAGGACAAUGUGAAUGACAGCAAUGUGGACGCGGAUGAUGACGCGAGCAAUGAGGCAAUCGAUGACAAGCAACAGAAACGUAAGUUUAAUACAGCAACAGCAAUAAGCGUGAGUGCACAACAACAACAAAACACACAACCAGCGCCGCCACCGUCAGCACCGACGCGCAGCAGUAGCAAUGGCGGCAGYAAUACUAACAGUAACGACAAUAAUAACAAUAACAAUAACAAUAAAGCGCUACAACGGCCGGCGACAUUUCUUGACGCCUAUUUGAAGAAAUUGCAAGCGCUUAAUGCGCCAACAGAUACAACGGCCACACUGACGGCCACCACCACGAGCACCACAAUGUCGACAUCGAGUGUGGUGGGCAGUGGGGCCGUCGGCAAAGCAGUGCCAGCUGUCGGUACGCAUGAGAACGAACCGGUGAAGCGUGCGCCGGCGGAAACAUUCGGCAGUCACUUCCUCAAACGUACGCAAAAUUUAUCGAAUAGUAAAAGUAGUAGUGUGGGAGGUAAUAGUGGUGUUGAUGGUAGUGUUGGUAAUAGUAGCGAUAGCAACAUUUACAUUAAUCAUGGUAACAACAACAGCAACAACAACAACAAUUCAAAUAGAAAUCACAAAAAAAUAACACGCAUUUCGAGUCACAAUGCCGCUGCAAAUAGUCGUACGUCAUAUGAUGAUGCACACGAGCAAAUGCACGAACAUGUUGUGAGCGAUGUGGCAAAACACAUCGCGACAACAACACAACAACCAGCAUAUGUUACAAAUUAUUUAGGUGAUAAUACAAAUAAUUUGCCAAGUUUGCUGGAACAGCAACAGCAAGCACAACAGUCAUCCUCAACAAAAACAAUAACAACAUCCGCACCAGAACAACAAACAUCACAACAAAAAGCACAUAAAAUCAGAACACAAAAACUAAUACGUCGUCAAUUGUUACGUACCCAAAUUAAAUGAAAACAAUACGUAAAGUUUGUGCGUAAGUGACGCCAGCGUUUACAUUUGUUCUGUUAUAGCACCAUAUUUAGUUUGUAGUUCUAUUUAUAUAUUUAGCAUUUAAAGCGCCAAGAGGAUUACACUACUUUCUCAAUUCGUGCGCGCAAUACCAUUGCAUUCAACAAUCACGCACACACCCUACUGUACGCCACUACACACAGCGUUAAAAAAAAAACGCAGAGUUACCAACUUGUAAUUCUGACAAGCAGCUGUUUUUUUUUUUUCAAAUUGUUUGUCAGUUAGCAGAAAAAAAUAAUAAUAGAACGCAAAAUGCCACGCCAAAAGUACCAGUUAUUCUGCUUGCUUAGCGCUAUAGCCGCUCAAGMGAUUUUUACAUAAUCAACUACGCUCACAUAAAACGCAAACACAGCGCACACGCUUCACUCCCUCAGAAGCAUUACAAAUAACUACACGGUUACUAUCGACUUUCGUUGCCAAUCUACAAAAAUGCGUGGUUAACUGGAAGGCGUUUCCUUUUUGAAGAGAAUAAUUCCGUUGCUGACUGAGUGAAGGCGCCGCCAUACGUUUUUCGUCUAACUAACGUGUUUUUUUUAUUUGAUCUACCAUAAAUAUGAUCGGAAGUAUAUAAUGCAAAAGCAAGUGUGGCAGCAAUUGACAGUGACAGCAGCGGUAACAUGAACGCGCAUCUCAACACAACCACAACAAUUAACAGCCGUAUAUUAUGUCGAUAUAAACACAUAUUUAGUAAAAGAUUUACGUACUAGUAUAUUUAAAUUAGGCAGCUUGCAAAGGACAUAUCAUUGCCAUUUUCAAUUUUUUCAAACAAAUAUUAACCUACACAUUUACAUUUCAAAACAAAUAGUUAAAAUUAAUGCAUGAAUUUAGUUAAAGCAGUUAAAGCUGAAUAUUAAUGAAAUAAAAUGCAUGAAAUCAUAUAGCGCCACGCAUACAUAAAUACAUACCCAAUUACAUAAAUACAUAAACGUUUUCAUUUAGACCAGCACAAACCCCUAUGCUACCGGAAAUUUGCACUUAAGUAUCCGUAUGUAGUUAUGUACAACAUAACAUACACGUAUGCAUCGUAAAAAUGCAAAAAGCAUCGAUCACACAUAACCACACUU